AAGGGUUUUGUUAGGUAGGCGGCUGUUGUUAGUAUAUACUUCCGGGUCCAAUGUCACGGUAUUGGAGGGACUAGCCGCGGAUCAGAUUAGCAUAUGCAACUAUUUGGCUAUAGACAGAGUCUCAUAAACCUACACCAUGCCAUAACCUUGUUGUUUUCAUUGUGCAUCUGUGUCUUCUGCCGUUGUCAAUGGCUCUGCUACAUUUUUCAAUCUCCGGCUGAGGACGAUAUCACAGCCACGGUCACCCAAAGCGCUAGAAUCGUAUCAGAACAAAUCUACCGCGGCAUGAAGAUUGGGUCCACCUUCGACUCCCAUCCCCACUAUAAAUUUUGCGUACGGCAACUCAAAUACAUCUUCCUGAGUGUACUCCAUAUAAAUGCAACGGAUACCGGGAGCAGACGUUUACCAGUAGCUUCCCGUGACCAUGGCCAAUCCCCGUACUGUCGGUAUGGAUGUAGGUAGAGUGCGGUACCCACCUCCACUCAUACAGUUUUUUAAAACGACUGUAUGGAGGUAACCAAGUUCCG
Desarmillaria tabescens is the source of this 527-nucleotide messenger RNA. RefSeq lists its product as uncharacterized. The record is from RefSeq and is a predicted model, not a curated record. The transcript has a single exon. Lineage: Eukaryota; Fungi; Basidiomycota; Agaricomycetes; Agaricales; Physalacriaceae. The coding region runs from base 94 to 462 and encodes 122 amino acids.